Molecule: messenger RNA, 3158 nt
Organism: Ictalurus furcatus (blue catfish)
Lineage: Eukaryota; Metazoa; Chordata; Actinopteri; Siluriformes; Ictaluridae
Gene: man2b1
Product: mannosidase, alpha, class 2B, member 1
Exons: 23
Coding region: 41-3001 (986 amino acids)
Biological process (GO): mannose metabolic process
Cellular component (GO): lysosome
Molecular function (GO): carbohydrate binding; alpha-mannosidase activity
Source: RefSeq, a predicted model, not a curated record
ACUCGAAGCCGGGAGUCAUGUGACUGUGUUGUUGUGCAACAUGGCGGCGGACAGGCUCCUUCCUCUGGCCGGGUUUCUGCUCCUGUGUCCUGCGGCGGGUGUGUGGUGUUUCCCUAGCUUGAGAGAGCCGGUGUGCGGGUACAAGUCAUGUCCAGCAACAAAGCCAUCCAUGCUGAACGUGCACUUGGUUCCUCACACACAUGAUGAUGUGGGCUGGCUGAAGACUGUGGAUCAGUACUACUAUGGAGGCCGUAAUAAUAUCCAGCAUGCCGGGGUUCAGUACAUCCUGGACUCGGUGGUGUCGGAGCUACAGAAGGAUCCAGCGCGCAGGUUCAUCUACGUGGAGACGGCGUUCUUCUAUCGCUGGUGGAAACAGCAGGAUCAGCAGACACGGAACAUCGUCACCCAGCUGGUGGAGCAGGGCCGGUUGGAGUUUGUUAAUGGAGGUUGGUGUAUGAGUGAUGAAGCCAGCACACACUACAGUGCAGUAAUAGAUCAGAUGACUCUCGGUCUGCGCUUUCUAAACGACACGUUUGGAGAUUGUGGUCGACCUCGAGUGGCCUGGCACAUCGACCCGUUCGGCCACGCCCGAGAACACGCCUCCAUGUUCGCCCAGAUGGGCUAUGAUGGCUUGUUCUUUGGCCGUCUGGAUUAUCAGGAUAAAGCUCGCAGGAUGAAGAUGCAGGAGAUGGAGAUGGUGUGGAGAGCGAGUGAGAGCCUAGAACCCCCGACUGCUGACCUCUUCACUGGUGUUCUCCCGAAUGGUUAUAACCCUCCUGAUGGGUUCUGUUGGGAUCAGUCCUGCUCUGAUGCCCCGGUGCAGGAUGACCCGGACCUCGAGGACUACAACGUGGACCAACUGGUGGACACUUUCAUCAGUCUCUCAGGCAUACAGGCUGAGAAGUACAAGACGAAUCACAUCAUCAUGACGAUGGGUUCUGAUUUCCAGUACGAGAACGCUAUCCCGUGGUAUAAGAACAUGGACAAGCUGAUCCACUACGUUAACGCCAGGCAGGUGCAGGGAAGCAGAGUCCACGUCCUUUACUCCACCCCUUCAUGUUACCUACAGGAACUCAACCUAGCUAACAUCACCUGGCCAUUAAAGACAGAUGAUUUUUUCCCGUACGCUGACGCUGCUCAUGAUUUCUGGACCGGUUACUUCACGAGCCGGCCGGCGCUCAAACGUUACGAGAGACUCAGUAACAGCUUCCUGCAGACGUGUAAUCAGUUGGAGGUGCUGGGUGGGCUGAAGUCCACACAUGGCCCAUUUGGAGAGGGAAACAGCGACACGCUGAAGCGUGCAAUGGCUGUUGCGCAGCACCACGAUGCGGUUUCUGGUACUGAGAAGCAGCACGUUGCCGACGACUAUGCCAAGAGGCUCGCCAUUGGCUCGGCACACUGCCAGGUGUUGGUCAGUAACUCUCUGGCGUUUCUCAGUGGCUCUGACGUGCCACGUGUCUUCUGCGAGAACCUCAACAUUAGUGCGUGUCCUCUCACUGAAAGCAGCAAACAGUUCUUGCUGAAUGUGUAUAACCCUCUGGCUCGUCCCGUGAGCUGGUCGGUUCACCUGCCUGUUAACGGAACGGUCUACAACGUCACGGACUCGGAUGGCGCACCUGUGGACAAUCAGGUGAUACCCGUGUCCAAGGCGACUCAGGCUUUGAGGCGAGAUCGUGGUUCUGCUCAAUUUGAAUUGGUCUUCCAAGUUCAGGCUCCUUCAUUGGGCUUCAACACCUACACCGUCACACUGCUGAAGAACAGCCCCGCCCCGCCCUCACCCAAACCUGUAGCCCCGCCCUCCAUCCAGAAUAAGUACCUGAAAGUGACCUUUGACACGCAAACAGGACUGGUGAGUGGCCUGACCAACCUGGAAACCCAGCAGACCAUCAAACUUACACAGAACUUCUACUGGUACAAUGCAAGUGUUGGCAACUCGGAGAGCUUUCAGACAUCAGGAGCGUACAUUUUCAGACCAAACUCAUCCACACCCGUUAUCAUUAACACGAAGCCUGAAGUCACCACACUGCAGAACUCUGUGGUACAGGAGGUGAGACAGCAGUUCAGUCCGUGGGUGUCUCAGGUCAUACGCCUCUACACUGAGAGCAAACACUUGGAGCUGGAGUGGACUGUAGGACCCAUACCGGUCAAUGAUGGUUUUGGGAAGGAGGUGAUCACUCGGCUGGACUCGAGCAUUGAGACAGAGGGAUAUUUCUACACCGACUCUAACGGCAGAGAGAUCUUACAGAGACGGAAAGACUAUCGCCCUACAUGGGACCUGAAACAGACAGAGCCGAUUGCAGGCAAUUAUUAUCCAAUCAACACCCGCGCUUUCAUAAAGGAUGAACAGAACCAGAUGACGGUGGUGACUGAUCGCUCUCAGGGCAUCAGUAGCAUUUACAACGGCUCUCUGGAGAUAAUGGUGCACAGGCGUUUGCUGCGUGAUGAUAAUCGGGGCGUGGCCGAGCCUCUCUCUGAGCCGGGAGAAUACUAUGACGGUCUGGCUGUGCGUGGACGCUUGCUCUUGGCUCUGACUCCGCCCAGCACCGCGGCCGACACCCACCGCCCACUCGGCCAGGAGAUGGUGUUCCAGCCCACACUGUCCUUCCAGCAGGGGGCGGCACACAGCACCACACCACAAUUCUCAGGAUUGAUCUCAGCACUGCCCCCUGCUGUUCAUGUGCUCACUCUGUCUCAGUGGGAUCAGGAUUCUGUGCUGCUGAGGCUGGAGCAUCAGUACGAGCGCUCAGAGAGCCACGCCCACUCUCAGCCCAUCACCAUCAGUCUGCAGAAAUUGUUUUCCACUCUGGAUAUAGUGGGUGUGUCUGAGAUGAGUCUGGGAGCCAAUCAGUGGAAAGAGGACAUGAAGCGCAUGCAGUGGAAGCCUGACAGUGGUGAGACAGCGGUGCCCCUGCAUGAGCAUGUGGGAGACCCCUCAUCCUGGGAGAUUACACUGAACCCCAUGGAGAUUCGCACCUUCCUGCUGCGAGUGCGGCACAAAUAAAUCAACCAAUCACAGAGCUCCGUCACUGCAGCAGCCAGUGAGUUCACAGUGCCACAUCAACCAGCCAAUCAGAGCUCAGCCCUGACACAGUAUUACUGAGAGAAGGUGAUAAUCUUACACACACACACACACACACACAGAGGUGUUUAUAUCACUA